Molecule: messenger RNA, 518 nt
Organism: Manihot esculenta (cassava)
Lineage: Eukaryota; Viridiplantae; Streptophyta; Magnoliopsida; Malpighiales; Euphorbiaceae
Product: transcription factor RADIALIS
Exons: 1
Coding region: 159-419 (86 amino acids)
Molecular function (GO): DNA-binding transcription factor activity
Source: RefSeq, a predicted model, not a curated record
UUCUCAAGGGGACGUGUCACUCUUUGUUCUACCCUUUUGGAGGAUAACAUUGCCCCCCUCAACUGGCCUCCCUUUUCUCUCGUGCUUAUAAGGACUUCCCCUCUACUGAUCUUUCAGAAAAACCCAUUCAGAAUUCACAUUCUUGCGAAGCUAAGCUAAUGGCUUCAAAUUCUCUUUCCACCUCAAGAAGCUCUGGCUCUUCUUGGACGCCUAAGCAGAACAAGCAGUUCGAAAAGGCAUUGGCUUUAUAUGAUAAGGACACCCCUGAUCGCUGGCAGAAUGUUGCAAAUGCUGUAGGUGGGAAAUCUCCGGAGGAAGUGAAGAAGCACUAUGAAAUUCUUAUUAAGGAUGUCAAGGAAAUCGAGUCCGGCAGAGUCCCAUUUCCUAAUUACAGGUCCACUGCUGGAAACGCCAACUAAUUAGCAUUGUCUUUCAACUGCUGCACUGCAUAUCAGAGCCUCACUCAUUGUAUUCGAUAUUAGUUCCCAGUGAAUAAGUAUUGCCCAUUUCCUUAUUAA